UCGGGGCCUGGGCGGGCCACAAGGAUUGAGAUCUGGAUCUGGGACUGGGAAUUGGGCCGGGGUCUGCAUCCUGGGGCCGAGGGCUGGGAUUGGGAUCAGGACCGGGACCGGCGCUUAAGACUGCGACAAGCACCGGGAUCUGGGACUGGGACUAGCACCGGGACCGGCGCUUAGGCGCGGGAGCGGCGCGGAGCCAUGCCGUACCUGGGCGGCGAGGAGGCGCAGCGGGAGCUCCGGCGGGCGCUGUCGAACCCGCACGUGCAGGCNNNNCCGCGCCGCGCUGAGCCGGGUGCCCGCCGCAGGCUGAUGGCGCAGGGCGCCGACGUGUCGGGGCUGUUCCCGGAGAUGGUGAAGGCGGGCGCCGUGUCGGACGUGGUGCAGAAGAAGCUCGUGUCGUUCUACGUGCGCGCCCAGGCCCCGCGGCAGCCGCAGCUGGCGCUGCUCGCCGUCAACUCCCUGCGCAAGGACUGCGCGCACCCCAGCCCGGCCGUGCGGGGGCUCGCCCUGCGCACCAUGUGCGGCCUCAGGAUGCCCGGCAUCCAGGAGUACCUGCAGCAGCCCAUCGUGAGCGGGCUGCGGGACAAGGCGUCCUACGUGCGCAGGGCGGCCGUGCUGGGCUGCGCCAAGAUGGUGAAGCUGCAGGGGGACUGCGAAGUGGAUGGUGCUCUGGUGAAYGAGCUCUACAGUUUGCUCCGUGAUCAGGAUCCCAUCGUGGUUGUGAACUGUCUGAGGGCCUUGGAAGAGAUCCUGAAGAAGGAGGGAGGAGUUGUCAUYAACAAACCCAUUGCCCAUCAUCUCCUCAACAGGAUGCCUGACCUGGACCAGUGGGGGCAGAGCGAGGUUCUCACCUUCCUGCUGCGCUACAAACCCCGCAGCGAGGACGAGCUCUUCGACAUCCUCAACCUGCUCGACGGCUACCUCAAAAGCAGCAGCCCCAGCGUGGUGAUGGCGGCCACCAAGCUGUUCCUGGUGCUGGCCAGGGAGUACCCAGAUGUGCAGGCAGAUGUUCUGGUGCGGGUCAAGGGCCCGCUGCUGUCYGCCUGCACCUCGGAGAGCAGGGAGCUCUGCUUCACCGCGCUCUGCCACGUGCGCCAGAUCCUCAGGAGCCUGCCCGGCCACUUCAGCAGCCACUACAAGAAGUUCUUCUGCUCCUAUUCGGAGCCUCACUACAUCAAAUGCCAGAAGAUGGAGGUGCUGUGUGAGCUGGUGAACGAUGAGAACGUGCAGCAGGUGCUGGAGGAGCUCAAGGGUUACUGCACCGAUGUGUCGGUGGAGCUGGCGCAGGCAGCGAUCUUUGCCAUCGCCAAUAUUGCCAGGACUUACACCGAGCAGUGCGUGGGGAUCCUGACAGAGCUGCUGGGGCUGCAGCAGGAGCACAUCACUUCAGCUGUGGUCCGUGCUUUCCGGGACCUGGCCUGGCUGUGUCCCCAGUGCACGGACGCCGUGUGCCAGGCGCUGCCAGGCUGUGAGGACACCAUCCAGGACAGCGAGGGCAAACAAGCACUGAUCUGGCUCCUGGGCACCCAUGGGGAGAAGAUCCCCAACGCUCCCUAUGUCUUGGAGGAGUUUGUGGAGAGUGUGAAGUCGGAGACGUUCCCAGCAGUGAAGAUGGAGCUGCUGACGGCGCUGCUGCGGCUCUUCCUGGCCCGGCCGGCYGAGUGCCAGGACAUGCUGGGCAGGCUGCUCUACUACUGCAUAGAGGAGGAGAUGGACAUGGCAGUUCGAGACCGAGGGCUGUUCUACUAUCGCCUGCUGCAGUCCGGGGUGGAGGAGGUGCAGCGGGUCCUGUGCAGCCCCAAGUGUGACCCCUCCCUGGGGCUCCUGGGGGCCCAGGCCAAGCAGCCAGUCAAYGCCUGGGCUUGGGACUUCAACAGCCUGGCCACGGUGUACGGCCGAGAGCGCUGGGCACUGGCCACUCAGCAGGAACCCUCCCACUCCUGUGCUCCUUGCCCUGGCUCUGGGAUCAGAGACACAGAGUCGUUGGUUUCUGAAGGGAAUAAGGAGGUCCUCGAGGUUCAUCCUGAUCCUCUGGUGUCUGAAGAGAAUAAAGAAGUCCUCAAGGCUCAUCCUGAUGCAGGCAGCCUGAGCUUGAUUCCUGAUGUUUCCCUGACUGCAGAGCAGUUUGAGAAGACCUGGCUGAGCCUCGGCACGAGCUGCCAGCUCUCCCUGCCCUGGUGUGGACCUGCCCACCCUGACACCAUCCAGACAGCCCUUCGUGUUGUCCACAUCCAGACCAUUGCCAUGAGCAAAGCUGGAGCCCAGCCCUGGAAAGCUUAUCUGAGUGCCCAGGAUGAGUCAGGCUGCCUGUUCCUCACAGAGCUCCUGCUUGAGGCAGCAGAUUCAGAGCUGCAGGUGUCGGUGAAGCAAAAAGAAGCAAAGCCAGAGGCACUGCAAGCCUUCAUCUCAGCCUUGAGGACRGUGCUGGAGGCAGUGGCUGGGCUGGAGUCUUGACUGGUCCCUGUUCCCAGCAGGAUGUGUGCUCAGCACACAGGAAAAGUUGAUUUCUCUGGUUUCAUUUGCCAUACCCAGUGCAGGUUUGGUGCUUUUAACCUGCAGAGUGUUGGCAGCCCUUCCCUGGGUGGUGUGGGGGAGGCUGCAGCUGGGGCUGGGGCACGGGGCAGGGUGAAGGGUCUGCCCUCCCCUCCCCUGGGCUGGGGGAAGGACAGGGUCACUCUGGUGUGGUCACAGAGCUGGGGACAUCARGGGUGGUUGGCACAAGGCACGAAUGUCCCUGAUGGAACCAGAAYUGAGCAGGAUUCAGGGGUGUGUUCUGGAGAGCUGACAAUUACAAAUUAUUUUUAAAAAAAUGUCAGAGGCACCAGGACUCUGCUACUUAUCUCACAUUAAGAGGAACAGUGCAGUGAAGAGAGAAUAUUUCAUUCUUGACUCCCUUCACACUUGAUUUAAUUUGCUGUCUGAUUUCAGACAGYGGUGAGCAGAGCUCUGCUGUGCCAGAGGAGGAUGGGUUGGAUGCAUCCUGCUCACCAGAACCUGCAUGUUGCACUUCCAGGAGACAGACACAGGGUUUGUAGUUGAAAUGUGUUACUGAGGUCAGGAAUUGCGCUCUCUGCAGUCCCCGCAUCUCCCUGUGCUGUUGCCAGGCCCCUCAUUGAGGGUGAGGUACACAGGGAGAUGGACUUAACAGGGCUUUAGGGUACUCUCUGAGGAGCACAAGCUUCUUCAACCCUAAUUCUGUCAGAUUUCUUGUAAUUUUUAAUUUCUUUGAGUGACUUGAUUUUGUCUUCAGAUGGCAGUGAGCCUUCCAUGCACUUCAUUGAAACCUGUCACUGUUAAACAGACUUGCCUUCUGCUUUUCCUAAUAAAAAUGUGAAUCAUU
Malurus melanocephalus (red-backed fairy wren) is the source of this 3337-nucleotide messenger RNA. It is a transcript of the gene AP4B1, whose product is annotated as adaptor related protein complex 4 subunit beta 1. Gene Ontology annotation, biological process: intracellular protein transport; vesicle-mediated transport. The coding region runs from base 196 to 2451 and encodes 751 amino acids. NCBI's taxonomy places the organism in Eukaryota, Metazoa, Chordata, Aves, Passeriformes, Maluridae. Gene Ontology annotation, cellular component: membrane coat; clathrin adaptor complex. Gene Ontology annotation, molecular function: clathrin binding. The transcript has 10 exons. The record is from RefSeq and is a predicted model, not a curated record.